This is a messenger RNA of Aquila chrysaetos chrysaetos, 1044 nucleotides long. RefSeq names its product inner mitochondrial membrane peptidase subunit 2 (gene IMMP2L). Gene Ontology annotation, molecular function: serine-type endopeptidase activity. The transcript is spliced from 6 exons. NCBI's taxonomy places the organism in Eukaryota, Metazoa, Chordata, Aves, Accipitriformes, Accipitridae. Bases 135 to 662 code for a protein of 175 amino acids. Gene Ontology annotation, cellular component: membrane; mitochondrial inner membrane peptidase complex. Gene Ontology annotation, biological process: mitochondrial respiratory chain complex assembly. The record is from RefSeq and is a predicted model, not a curated record.
CUCCCUCAGGUUCUCCCUCAGGUUUUCGGGGACUCCUGCGCCAGCUGUAAAUGCAGGCGGUUAACAAAGGUCAGACCGAGCACGCUGUCGUUCGUCAGCCAGGGCCCGGCCUGCCGCAGGGCUGACAGAAGAUUAUGGCACAGGCUCAAGGUUUGGGGAAGAGAUACGUUAAAGCCUUUUUUAAAGGUUUCUUUGUUGCUGUUCCAGUAACCGUGACUUUCCUGGAUAGAGUUGCCUGUGUAGCAAGAGUGGAAGGAGCAUCAAUGCAGCCUUCUUUGAAUCCUGGGGGAAGACAAGCAUCUGAUGUAGUGCUCUUAAACCAUUGGAGCAUUCGAAAUUAUGAUGUACAACGUGGGGACAUUGUGUCAUUGGUGUCUCCUAGAAACCCUGAACAGAAGAUCAUUAAACGAGUGAUUGCUCUUGAAGGAGACAUUAUCAAAACCAUUGGUUACAAAAAGAAGUAUGUGAAAGUUCCACAUGGGCAUAUUUGGGUGGAAGGUGAUCACCAUGGACACAGCUUUGACAGCAAUGCUUUUGGCCCGGUUUCUCUUGGACUUCUACAUGCUCGAGCUACUCAUAUCCUCUGGCCUCCACAACGCUGGCAGAAGUUACAGCCAAUGCUACCUCCAGAGCGCAAACCACUCCAGAGAGAGCAGGAGUGAUCUAAAUGCUCAGACAGAAAAACACUGAAGUGAAUUUUAACUGGGAAGAGUUGCAGUGGUUAUACCAUCACCUGUAAGAACUUUGCCAAGUGUGCUUUAGUAUCAGGUACCGUGUCAGCAAAUACACAAAACAUCUUCAUGUUAAAAUGCCACCUUAAUUGUAAAGUUUUUCUGUUUUUUUUUUUUUUGUUGUUUGGUGGGUUUUUUUAAAUCUUAAACAGUAGUGCAUUGUGCAUUAUUUUGAUUUGAAAUAAUUGUUUGUAGAAGGUUUGAAUGUUCAACGUUUCUGGGAGCAGUAAAAUACUUGACUUACUGUGUCUGUACCUGUCCUUCUCUGGUUAAGAAAUUAUUAAAACCUUCAAUAAAAUAUUUUAAUCUUUUA